CAUCCAUUUACUAUCGUUCUAUCCAUCACCUCUAAGCCGCCGCGAAAUUUCACGAUGAAGUCUACUAUCGUUUCCGCCGUUCUCGCCUCUCUGCUGCUCGUCCAGCAGAGUGUUGCGCACCCAGGACAAAGCGCUGCUGAGGCUCAGGCUGAGAUUCGCGAGAGAGCCGAGUACAUGAGCAAGGCCGCUCCUCACAAGAGGUCUUUGGCGCAUUGCGCAGCCAAGCUCAAAGCUAGAAACUUGGAUGCCGCUCGUCGGGCGGCCAAGGUCGAAGCCUUGCGCGAGAAGAGGGCCAUCACUCAAAACAAGCCAUUCCUGCGUGCUCGCGAUUUCGAAGACGUGCUCAACACCGACCAUCACUCCAACUUGACCGUCACCCCCGAAUCUGACCCUUCCGAGCUGUUCACUGGCAACGCCAGCUGCAUCCUCACCCCGGAAACCACCGAGGGUCCUUACUGGGUUCAAGGCGAGUUGAUCCGUCAAGACAUCGUCGAUGGUGAAGCUGGUGUUCCCAUGACCUUGGACGUCCAGGUCGUCGAUGUGAACACUUGCGAGCCAGUUCCCCAGGUCUUCACUGAGAUCUGGCACUGCAACUCCACCGGCGUCUAUGGCGGCGUCGUCGCAAACGGCAACGGUAACACGGAUGACGAGGCCAAUCUCGAUAACACCAUGCUUCGCGGUGUUCAGUUGACCGAUAAAGACGGCGUUGUUUCAUUCGAUACCUUGUUCCCCGGUCACUACACUGGACGCGCAACCCACAUCCACGUAAUGACCCACGUCGGCGCCCAACAACUCCCCAACAACACCGUCGCCGGAGGAAACAUCACGCACGUCGGCCAGAUCUUCUUCGACCAGGACCUCAUCACUCUCGCCGAGCAACAAGAACCCUACCUGACCAACACCCAAACACUCACCACCAAUGCCGAUGACUUCAUCAUGGCCGAAGAAGCUGAAAACGUCGAUCCCGUUGUUGAUUACGUGCUUUUGGGCGACGACAUUAGUCAAGGUAUCUUUGCGUGGAUCGCGUUCGGCAUGGACGCGACUGCGAACCAGAGUGUCACCCCUGCUGUGUACUACACGGAGAACGGCGGUGUGAAGAACCCUAACGGUGUCAGUGGCCCCCCUGGCGGUGCCGCACCUUCUGGUUUCAUGCCUUCUGGUGCUAUGCCUUCUGGUACUGCUAUCCCUUCUGCUGCCCUUGAAUCUUCGUAGAGAUAACAAGAGCGGUUUUAUGAGUGGAGAACCAGAUAUGAAGGAGUAGCGAUAUGUAUAUAUACAGUUUUGAGUCAUGGAGCAGAGUGAUUCCACGAGGUCUCCCUUCUGGAUCCAGCGUCGUGGAAAUUUCACAAUUGUACAAAGUUAGCAGUAGCAAGAAAAUCAACCACAGAAUUUGGCGUGCAAUAAUUUGCCCGCAUGCUACGAUCGCGAAUAUCGAUCUCGCCGAUCUAAAAAGAAUAGUACUCACUCCCUUGCCGCGAAGAAAAUCUGGACCCUUUCUGGCUUACGCGUUACUUCGAGAAGUCUUACCAAAAGGUAUACGUCACUUUUCACGUUAAGCUGUCACCGUGCCUGUAAUUAGAGAGAGAGCGGCUAGUAAGAGGCGCUAAAUCUAAGGCGGCCUAUGAACCACGUUUUAGCUCCACAUGCAAAGCCCCGAUGGGGCCGCUCAGACCUCUUUUUUACAACGUCAACGGAAAGCUAAGAACUCGU
Periconia digitata is the source of this 1710-nucleotide messenger RNA. The record is from the annotation of a GenBank genome assembly. Lineage: Eukaryota; Fungi; Ascomycota; Dothideomycetes; Pleosporales; Periconiaceae.